UUCAACUCGCCCCGAAUACGCUCACUGUCGAACGCCGUGACCUAACCAAACGUAACCCUAAGGGUCCUCGUUAAAUAAAUCUCUUUAGCUCAAUCCAGAAGCGAUAGAAAACGUGAGAUUUCGUCGCUAAUGUAAAUGGCUAUCACAUUAACAAUAGUGCGUUAUCUUGGCGUGCGUUUCUCAGUGGACGCCUUCACGUCAGCUGGUGCUAUAGAAGUAAAGAAGAGGUGAAUCCACAGUUCUAUAGGGGACCUAUUUGAGCACCGGCGUCCGUGCGAUUCACCGAGUCAACGUAUGUUCUCCGUGCUGUUUUGAGUGUCCGUAACUUCUGUGCCGUGUACUGACAUCAUUGCAUCAUGCCUGGCAAUAAAUGAAUCCUGAUUCAGCGCUCUAACGUUACUCACAUAGAAUCGCGCGCGGAGAGAACUUUGCUUUGCAACUCUUGUGUGGAUACGGCACGCGCCACGGCAGCGCGCGGAGGAUCAACAACUUUCCUCAGAAACAGCGUUAGCGUCCUUCCUAUGUCGCUUCAAACCCUUCCAUGUCACCAAUUGUUGUCGCUCUAAUUGGACGAGCAUGUUUCAGACACCAUAUCUGCUCAAACUCGGGGAAAACAUCGUUGGUAAGCCUUGAGAAGCGGAUAAUAAAUGACUUAUAUGCGCCUCAGAGUCGCGUCCUCGCCAGGUGGACUGUGAAAAGACAGAAGAGGAAUGUUUAUCCGAAAUUCCUUGCCGCUUAGUUUGGGUUUUUUGCCGCUUUUGCUCAGUCACUGUUUUCUCUCAGUAUUUCUUCCUUUAUUGCAGUUCGCAAGAGGGGAGCUCCAGAAGUCAUGCUCUCGAACCACAGUGGCACUGCUGGAAGGAAGCUGCCAGUUGCCAUGCCAGUGUAGGCCCUACCCACCGUUACCACCUCCACCCCCUCCUCCACCGCCCCCAAGGCUCCUGGCUCCAACUGUGGCUCCCUCCACUGUAUCCCCUAUAAUACCCUGGAGGAGAGAGAUGGAGAUCUUAGUACUGGGGACAGUAAGCUGUGCAUCUGUGGUCUUUCUCCUCCUGACUGUCAUCAUUUGCUACAAGGCCAUCAAGAGGAAACCCCUUCGAAAAGAAGAGAACGGCACAAGCCGAGGGGAGUAUGCCAUGAGCUCACGCUGUAAACAGCAGGUAGUGGAAACCAAUAACACUGGAGUAUAGUGGCCAUGCUACAGCAAGGCAUGUACAGCUGAACAUUCUGUUCCCUACUGCAACACCGUCUCUCUGUUUGGGCUUAUGAGAAGGACGCAAGGUAUAUUACGAAUUUAAAAACUGUAAACCGCAUGGCUGCCCUUCUUGGGACAUAGAACGAUGUUUAAAGAAAAAACUGCAAGUAUAAGCAGGUUUUGAGGAGACUUGGAAACUCUUAGCAAUGUUGGCAGCUGCACGAGUAUCACAAGACUCAACCUGAUGGCAAUAUACAACACCAACAAAUAAAAUAAACGCAUGCACUUUCUGUUGAAUGCAAUGAUGUUUUUGAAUUCCUGUCUUCUUUUGUAUUUAACUCUGUCUCUGCAGUGUCCCUCAUUGAACAUUAAGGGUUCUCUCACCUCAUGUAGAUUGUGUAAAUGUGUUGAAUGGAUAAAUGACGCAUUGGCCCCAUUGUUUUGAGAGAGUCUGUCGGAGCGUCCAAAUGGAUUGGUUCAUCCUACACUUGAAGUGUACCAAAUAUACAAUAGAGAACAAGAAAACAUCCAUAAAUUUGUUGCGGUUUGUGUUACUAUGCAAUUGGAUAGGAUAGAGAUUUUGAGGUGCAUGCUGAUAAUACAAAAACACAAUGCUAGCGUUAGCAUUGCUAAUAGUUAGCUGAUUGAAGUUUGAUCAUUCUAUAGAUAUGUAUACAUUUUAAACAAGCUAAAUAUGGCUGAUGUAGCCUACAUGUGAAAAAUGUCAAUCACGUUUGAUGUUAUGGCUGAUAAAUAGCUGAUAUUAAAAUCUAUACUUUUUUGGUCUAAUCAUAAAAAUAAAAGACACCAAAAACUUAAAUGUACAGUUUUUGUGAAUGUCAAAGCAAUGUUUGGCUGCUUAGACAACAUUAUGUACAGUAUAAAAUAUGGAUAACUGUUCAUUUUGAGAUGAAUUAUUGUUUGAGUAGUUGAGAUUUUAAAAGUCUUAACAUUGGAGACCUCUAACUAUUUUAAUAAUAUUGAAGUUUUGCUUUUUUGUGUUAUAGAUUUGUUUGUAAUGGACACAAUAUGAUGGAUGUCCAGAAUCAGUUUACCUUACAGUAGCCACACAUUCCCGUUCUCAAAUAUUUAGUAUUUGUAUAUAAAAGUGCUCCAUCAUUUUGCACAAUUGGAGAAGCAAGAUAUAAAAGGGUAAAAUGAAAUUAAACACUUUUUAAUAAAUGUUCAAUCAUUUCAACUUAUAUUUUUUUUCGAGAACUUAAAGCAGUGAGAAAUAUAUACAUUUUUACGUCAUUUCCUCUAAGAGAAAUCAGUAAGGUUAACAUAACAGAAAACAGUGCACUAUAUGUACCUGGAUUCGAUCAUCAUGUCAUCAUUUGUGACCUGUUGUCCAUCUUGAGUCUGGGGAAUGCUUGCAAAUCAUUCUAGAUUCACAUCAAGUCCCUUCUUAACCAUUCUGGCAACUCUUAAAAUCCAGGAUGGUACUUUUCGCUAUUGCUAUUUUUGAAGUGGUCAAUACUGUGAUUUCAUGUGGGUUACCGACGGUUAGUGGAUGCUUCAAAGAUGUAUCAAGGUGAUUCAUCAGACAAGCUUAACCCCUAAAUUUAGCUUGUAAUGUCACUCUUAAUCAGACACUCUCUAUUGUUUACUUUAUUUUGUAUUGGGACUGUAUAUCCAACGUAUCUAAAUAUCUGUUUUAUAGACAGGAGCUUGUUAUAUUUAGAAAACAGUGAUGCAAUGUUCAUGCAUACAGUAACACUGAACUAUGAAUCAUAAUAUAAAACCAUAUACAACUGAGCAAUGAUGUUUACAUAAAAAUACAAGCGUAUGUAAACAAACAUCCCUCUUCAUAUCCUGUAAAACAUUCUCACACUAUACUGUACAGCCAUUCACCCGUUCAACAAGAUGUACGUACUGAAGAUAUAUGUGUAUUAUACUGUACAAAGAUACUCAGAAUUGUAUUGCAUGAAUGUACAUAUCAAUAUUUGCCUUCUUGACAGUCUAUCGUGUGUACAGAGUAAGAGAAAAUGUUUAUAGGGAUAAGUAUAAAUCGAUGUGUCGUCAGAACAGAACAAGUGUCAUUGUUUGUCUGGAAAAAGCCAUUAAUGUAUAUUUGAGUAAUCAGAGGUUGUUGCACAAUGUAUGCAUCACAUACCAAAAUGUAAAACAAUUAUAUAUUGUGCAUUGAACUAAUUUAAUUGCAACUUGCUGACUUUUUUUAGUUUUAAAUAAAAUUGUACUACUGAAUCGUA
Messenger RNA from Pimephales promelas (fathead minnow), 3408 nucleotides. RefSeq names its product proline rich membrane anchor 1 (gene prima1). The record is from RefSeq and is a predicted model, not a curated record. NCBI's taxonomy places the organism in Eukaryota, Metazoa, Chordata, Actinopteri, Cypriniformes, Leuciscidae.